AUGGAUGACGUUCAACCCACCGCCAAAUGGGCAAACCGUGUGCUGCGCCCUUUGACCUCCAUUUAUCGCCGACUCGAAAAGCACCAAGAGACAUUAGCCAUUAUCGCGGCCGAAUCCAAGGCACUCAACCACGACAAAGACUCCCAGGAACACCGUUCGGAAGCACCAAAACCCGCAGACCCUCGCGAAAGCUUCGGAUCGGACGCCGACGAGGAUGAUCCCGGAUGGAUCCCAGGCAAAAGCGCCGGCCAACGGCGCGUCAGGCAUAAAUAUUCUGGGCGCAAAGGAAAUACAGGUGGGCGCAAGCGCGCGAGGUUCUCGCUUCAAAGUCCAGAAACUCCGAGGACCCUCCCCGGCGCGAUUGAGGUGGCUACGCCGCUGAUUACGGGCAAACGAUGGGAGGUACCUUUGAGUGCUCGAUCACAACAACAGCUGUUGGAGGAGCAAAUACCGAAACCCGAUUCACGCGGCCCUACGCAGGUCUUUCGUGACCGAUACGCACAGCACAAGAAUCCUUGGCGUGAAGCCCUCAAUGAAUCUGGAGAUACGGGCCUUGUCGAUAUCGUACAUAACCUUGACUAUGUGCUUCUAAACUUCUUGAGUAAAACGGAUACAUCCGCCAGGCCGAAGAAAGGUGCACGCUCUCUUCUUUCUAUGGUCGCCCGGCACUUACCAGAGUUCAUCGCAAUCGAGCAAGAAGCGAUGGAUGAAGAAGAUGAGGAUGGGGAUGAUGAUGUGUGCCACGCGUAUUUGACGGAGCUAGAGUCAUUUUAUGCUCCCCAUGGCAAGGGAUGGAAACCAUUGCGCGAGAUAGUCCGCGCCCAGGGCCUGUAUAUGGUCUGUGCGAUGAUACGAAAUCGGUGGCUGACAGACUCAAUCAUCUUCGCAUUAAUUGAUGCGUGUCCGCACCUUGAGCAAGAUGCAUCUGAACAGUUUCUCUCCACAUUUCUUUCAAACUGCACGACUUGCCCUCUUCCUAUGGCUCUUAAGCCUACUACGGAGAGCCCCUCGCCUGGAAGAUCCGUUGCGUUAUUGCAUAAGUAUGCUAUGUCAUCUGGUCAUCGAUCUUACAUGUUUGACGAAGUUUCAAAACUACUUGUUCGAGGUGCACUUCCUCCAGAAUGGAUGGCCACUAAGCCAUGGACUGGCUGGAUGACUCGGGCAACAAUAUCAUUCUCACGGCAUGAUGGCGAUUAUGCUGUUUCCUCGCGGUUAAUCGAGGCUGUACUUGUUUCUGCUUGCAAAAUUUUUCCACAUGAAACCUCCAAAUCCCUUUUUCAAACGCCAUCAACAAGCCAUUGCGUUGGCCAAGUCAGAGCGACGCGGAAUUCCAUGGCCCCAGCAAGCAAUUUGUAUGUUUAUCGGAAAUGUCCUGUGCCAGUGGAAGAUGCCUUGAGCAACCAUGUUGCAAGUCUCUUGGCAACGCUUUGUGGUAUGCACAUAUCGCGAUCUCGUAUGCUUGAUAAGAUCAAGGAUACAGGUGGUACAAAAGCAGGCCAUGUUAUCAACUAUGUUUCCUUUACAUUGGGAAAAGAGGUGGAACGCGAACCACUCUCCCACAUUUCCAUUCUUCCUUCCCAUCAGUUAUUAAGACGCGGUUGCAUUUUGCUGGCACGUUGCCUUGUGCUUUGUAACGAUGCAGUUUUGGCAGGCGAAACUGGGCCUGUUUUGGUAUCAACAGCGUGCACUGAAGAAUAUUCAACUACAUUGACAUCUCAGUCGGGUGUGAUCAAGGAAUUGGCAGUAUUCGUUCGUGAAUCAUUCCGCUGCUUCAGCAGUCCGUCCAACGAUGAUAGGGACACCGAUAUGAGAAGCGAAAUUCGACGUGUAGUCUCACGACUUCCUACUCUGACAGAAGAUCCAGGUCUAUCUACAUUUCUCAGUCGUGUUGCCGUGGAGGCCGCUAUGAAAUUCGCAGAAGGGACUGGGGACCCAGAUGAUCAUCUGUGGGCCGUGGAUAUUCAGGAAGCAACCAUUACUCUUCGACACCAAACGGAAUCAAGCCCCGGGUCAGCAAGUGAAGAUGAGGACUCAAGACCGAAAAGUGGCCUCUUUCGCUGGGAAGAUGGUAUUGGUGAAUGGGUUGCUCGUACUCCCGCAAUCAAAGCAAACCCCACAACAAUCACUACAACAAAGAGACGGGCUUCUGGGAUCUCCAACUGUUCGCCUUGUAUUCAACACUCGUUGGAGAUCGGCUCUCCUGAGAUUGAUUCCGAUUCCGAUUCAUCAAAUCAUCAAAAUGAGGCCGCGGAUUCCUCGCCCAUUCGAACUCGAUCCUUCAAACGACGACGUACCACUCCUAUGGUUACGGUUGAACGUCCACAACAAGGCCGAUCCGCAUCCCCGUUCUUUGAAUGUCUGUCAUCUGAGUCUCUGUCCGAACGCUCACUGUCGAAGUCUCCCUCGAGAUCUCCAUCUGUGGAACCGGUUCGUUCUCAUCGCCGUGUUUUGCGUGAUAUGUCAAAUCAUGUUAUUUCCAAUCCAACACGUUCUGUGCCAUUAUCCAGGCCUACAUCUAAAGUCGAAGUGGUGAUCAUCAAUAAACCAAGUCCUCGGCUCACUGCAAUGCCUGCCCUCAAUUACGCUGAGAAGCGGCAUCCUCGGUCUAUGGACCGGCGAAGAUCCGGACGACCUUCGGCUUCUUCAGCCCCUAGCCCGGUGGUGGUGGUGCCUCGGCAGCAGCCUGCCAUCCCCUACUCGCAAGAUGACAGCGACGAUGAGCUUAGCUUCAUUUAA
Penicillium verhagenii is the source of this 2736-nucleotide messenger RNA. RefSeq lists its product as uncharacterized. Lineage: Eukaryota; Fungi; Ascomycota; Eurotiomycetes; Eurotiales; Aspergillaceae. Bases 1 to 2736 code for a protein of 911 amino acids. The record is from RefSeq and is a predicted model, not a curated record. The transcript has a single exon.